AUGCUCUGUGGAACCAAGAUCCGUAUGAUCGAAACUCUGUGGGUCGAUGAUAUUCUUACCAUCGCCGCAACUCGAAAUUGUCAUAUUCUUGGCUUUGAGGCCGUCGUUGGCGGGUGGGGAGCUUCUGCGCUUAUCAUCAAUCUUUUCCAGGGUGAACUACCUACUCCAUGGAUAUACACCAACGAUAAAAGACGUAUCGACCGAACCACUUUCUGGACUUAUUAUUCCAUCACGAAUAUCACCACGAGUAUUGGUAUUAUCAUUAAGAUUUUAGUCAAGAGUGUUUUUGGCAGCCGUAUCCUUGUAACACCUGCAAUUGCGGUUCAAAUCUACCAUUCUAACAAGGCAUUCGCUUCCACUGAUUUCACCUUCGCGAACUGGAAAGCUGCUAUCGCUUUACAACUGGUUCAGUGCCUCUCUAUUGUCACUGUUUGCAUUCCCAGCUUUAACCCCCUUUUCAACGGCCUGGAAUCCGGCCAGAUCCGUAUUGACGACCUUUGA
This is a messenger RNA of Fusarium oxysporum Fo47, 501 nucleotides long. RefSeq lists its product as uncharacterized. The record is from RefSeq and is a predicted model, not a curated record. Bases 1 to 501 code for a protein of 166 amino acids. NCBI's taxonomy places the organism in Eukaryota, Fungi, Ascomycota, Sordariomycetes, Hypocreales, Nectriaceae. The transcript has 4 exons.